UGUGACACGUGUCCCGUUAAGGUGUUUUGUUUGGAGCACCAAAGCUACGUUGACCACAACUGUGGCCAUGGACGAGAUGUCACUGUUGUCAUUUGCCCCCUCUCCGCCGAAGGAGUUGGUAUAAUUCCAGAUGAAGAUCCCAAUAUCACUUGGGAGAGGCACGUUAACACUACAGAUUGCGACCCUUCAAACUACGACAGGGCCGCAAAGAAGAACAAGUGCCCCGUUCUUGGGUGCAGGGAGGUCUUGACGUUCUCGAACACGAUCAAGUGCAGGGACUGCAUGGCUGAUCACUGUUUGAGGCACCGGUUUGGAACUGAACACAAGUGUCCUGGACCUAAGAAGCCGGAGACUACACUCACUGCAGGGUUUAGUUUUAUGGGUCUUUUAGGUAGAGGUAGAACGGAAGCACCAAAACGCAACCGUGCUUCUUCCGAUUGGGGAAGUAGCUUUCUUAGUGCAGCUUUAUCUUUCAAGGCCACGGCAUCAGCUGGUGUUGCAAAGUUGAGUAAUGAUCUGAACCCAAAGUUGGAGAUAAUAAAAGAUGGAGUCGGGCUGAGCAGCAGCGGAGGGAGUCGAAACGGGCAGUGUCCGCACUGUGGGUUCUCCUGAUUCACCACUCGUGUAGAACAUGUACAAAAAACUGUUCAUGCAGAAGGUGGCAUAUCCGAGCAGGUUGAGAGGGAGAAUGGUGGUACUUCAAGAUUCAAGACCAUAGUUAUAAUUAUUUUACAAGCACGCUGUAUGUGUUGGAUAUAG
Argentina anserina (silverweed cinquefoil) is the source of this 759-nucleotide messenger RNA. Its product is annotated as zinc finger AN1 and C2H2 domain-containing stress-associated protein 16-like. Gene Ontology annotation, cellular component: cytoplasm. Gene Ontology annotation, molecular function: zinc ion binding. Lineage: Eukaryota; Viridiplantae; Streptophyta; Magnoliopsida; Rosales; Rosaceae. The record is from RefSeq and is a predicted model, not a curated record.